Nannospalax galili (Upper Galilee mountains blind mole rat) is the source of this 4731-nucleotide messenger RNA. RefSeq names its product thrombospondin 1 (gene Thbs1). The record is from RefSeq and is a predicted model, not a curated record. The coding region runs from base 163 to 3678 and encodes 1171 amino acids. The transcript is spliced from 22 exons. Gene Ontology annotation, biological process: negative regulation of angiogenesis; cell adhesion. Lineage: Eukaryota; Metazoa; Chordata; Mammalia; Rodentia; Spalacidae. Gene Ontology annotation, molecular function: protein binding; calcium ion binding. Gene Ontology annotation, cellular component: extracellular region.
GAGCAGUCUCGGAGCAGCCUCCGACUCCCGCCGCGGUCUCUGGGAGCCCCGGCCGCCCCCAGCCUCUCCAGGACUAGGCGUCCUUCGCUGCACCUUUGCCACCACUCCCGGCCGCUGCGCCCACGUCCACACAGGCUCCCUGCUGGGCACGAAGGCUCCACUAUGGGGCUAGCCUGGGGACUAAGUGUCCUGUUCCUGUUGCGUGUGUGUGGCAGCAGCCGCAUUCCAGAGUCUGGGGGAGACAACAGCGUGUUCGAUAUCUUUGAACUCACCGGAGCUGCCCGCAGGGGCUCUGGCCGCCGACUAGUGAAGGGCAUGGACCUGUCCAGCCCAGCUUUCCGAAUUGAAAAUGCCAGUCUGAUCCCCCCUGUGCCUGAUGACAAGUUCCAAGACCUAGUGGAUGCUGUGCGGGCAGAAAAGGGCUUCAUCUUCCUGGCCUCUCUGAGGCAGAUGAAGAAGACCCGGGGCACUCUGUUAUCUGUGGAGCGAAAAGAUCAUUCUGGUCAUGUCUUCAGUGUGGUCUCCAACGGCAAAGCCGGCACCCUGGACCUGAGCCUGAGCUUGCCCAGAAAGCAACAAGUGGUGUCAGUGGAGGAAGCUCUCCUAGCCACUGGCCAGUGGAAGAGCAUCACUCUAUUCGUGCAAGAAGACAGGGCCCAGCUCUACAUCGACUGUGAGAAGAUGGAGAGUGCUGAGCUGGACGUCCCCAUCCAGGAUAUCUUCACAAGGGACCUGGCCAGUGUUGCCAGACUCCGCAUUGCAAAGGGAGACACCAAUGACAAUUUUCAGGGGGUGCUGCAGAAUGUGAGAUUUGUCUUUGGAACCACACCAGAAGACAUCCUUAGGAACAAAGGCUGCUCCAACUCAGCUGCCAAUGUCAUUCUCACCCUUGACAACAAUGUGGUGAAUGGUUCCAGCCCCGCCAUCCGCACCAACUACAUUGGCCACAAGACCAAGGACCUGCAGGCCACCUGUGGCAUCUCCUGUGAUGAGCUGUCCAGCAUGGUCCUAGAACUCAGGGGCCUGCACGCCAUCGUGACCACACUGCAGGACAGCAUCCGCAAAGUGACGGAAGAGAACAGAGAGUUGGCCAGUGAAUUGAGGCGGCCUCCCGUCUGCUUUCACAACGGGAUUCAGUACAGGAACAAUGAGGAAUGGACUGUGGAUAGCUGCACUGAGUGUCACUGCCAGAACUCAGUUACCAUCUGCAAAAAGGUGUCCUGUCCCAUCAUGCCCUGUUCCAAUGCCACAGUUCCUGAUGGAGAAUGCUGUCCACGGUGUUGGCCCAGCGACUCUGCGGACGAUGGCUGGUCUCCCUGGUCUGAGUGGACCUCCUGCUCUGCGACAUGUGGCAAUGGGAUUCAGCAGCGUGGCCGCUCCUGUGACAGCCUCAACAACCGAUGCGAGGGCUCCUCCGUCCAGACCCGGACCUGCCACAUUCAGGAGUGUGACAAGAGAUUUAAACAGGAUGGUGGCUGGAGUCACUGGUCCCCGUGGUCAUCUUGUUCUGUGACAUGUGGUGAUGGUGUGAUCACAAGGAUUCGGCUCUGCAACUCUCCCAGCCCCCAGAUGAAUGGAAAGCCAUGUGAAGGCAAAGCUCGGGAGACAAAACCCUGCAGGAAAGAUGCCUGCCCGAUCAAUGGAGCCUGGGGUCCUUGGUCACCAUGGGACAUCUGUUCCGUCACCUGUGGAGGAGGAGUGCAGAAACGAAACCGGCUCUGUAACAACCCCGCACCCCAGUUUGGAGGCAAAGACUGCAUUGGUGAUGAGACAGAAAAACAAGUGUGCAACAAGCAGGACUGUCCAAUUGACGGAUGCCUGUCCAAUCCCUGCUUUGCGGGUGCCAAGUGUACUAGCUAUCCUGAUGGCAGCUGGAAAUGUGGUGCCUGUCCCCCUGGCUACAGUGGAAAUGGCAUCCAAUGCAAAGACAUUGAUGAGUGCAAACUAGUUCCUGAUGCCUGCUUCAACCACAAUGGAGAGCACCGGUGUGAGAACACAGACCCUGGCUACAACUGUCUGCCCUGCCCACCACGCUUCACUGGCACCCAGCCCUUUGGCCGAGGCGUCGAACAUGCCAUGGCCAACAAACAGGUCUGCAAGCCCCGUAACCCCUGCACAGAUGAGACACAUGAUUGCAACAAGAACGCCAAGUGCAACUACCUGGGCCACUACAGCGACCCCAUGUACCGCUGUGAGUGCAAGCCCGGCUAUGCAGGCAAUGGCAUCAUCUGUGGGGAGGACACAGACCUCGACGGCUGGCCUAAUGAGAACCUUGUGUGUGUGGCCAAUGCAACUUACCACUGCAAAAAGGACAAUUGCCCCAACCUUCCCAACUCAGGGCAGGAAGACUAUGACAAGGAUGGAAUCGGUGAUGCCUGUGAUGAUGACGAUGACAAUGACAAAAUCCCAGAUGAUAGGGACAACUGCCCAUUCCAUUACAACCCAGCCCAGUAUGACUAUGACAGAGAUGAUGUGGGAGACCGCUGUGACAACUGCCCCUACAACCACAACCCCGACCAGGCAGACACAGACAGCAACGGGGAAGGAGAUGCCUGUGCCGUGGACAUCGAUGGAGAUGGAAUCCUCAAUGAACGAGACAACUGCCAGUAUGUCUACAAUGUAGACCAGAGGGACACUGACAUGGAUGGGGUUGGAGAUCAAUGUGACAACUGUCCCCUGGAACACAAUCCAGACCAGCUGGACUCUGACUCGGACCUCAUAGGGGAUACCUGUGACAACAAUCAGGACAUUGAUGAGGAUGGUCAUCAGAACAAUCUGGACAACUGUCCCUAUGUGCCAAAUGCCAACCAAGCUGACCAUGAUAAAGAUGGCAAAGGAGACGCCUGUGACCAUGAUGAUGACAAUGAUGGCAUUCCUGAUGACAAGGACAAUUGCAGGCUGGUGCCCAAUCCUGACCAGAAGGACUCUGAUGGUGAUGGCCGAGGAGACGCCUGCAAAGAUGACUUUGACCAUGACAAUGUGCCAGACAUCGAUGACAUCUGUCCUGAGAAUGUUGACAUCAGUGAGACCGAUUUCCGCCGAUUCCAGAUGAUUCCUCUAGAUCCCAAAGGGACAUCCCAAAAUGAUCCUAACUGGGUUGUACGACAUCAGGGCAAAGAACUUGUCCAGACAGUCAACUGUGAUCCUGGACUUGCUGUAGGGUAUGAUGAGUUCAAUGCUGUGGACUUCAGUGGCACCUUCUUCAUCAACACUGAGAGAGAUGAUGACUAUGCUGGCUUUGUGUUUGGCUACCAGUCCAGCAGCCGAUUCUACGUAGUUAUGUGGAAACAAAUCACCCAAUCCUACUGGGACACCAAGCCCACAAAGGCUCAGGGAUACUCAGGCCUGUCUGUGAAGGUUGUGAACUCCACCACAGGGCCUGGUGAGCACCUGCGGAAUGCUCUGUGGCACACAGGAAAUACCCCUGGCCAGGUGACCACCCUGUGGCAUGACCCCCGUCACAUAGGCUGGAAAGAUUUCACUGCCUACAGGUGGCGUCUCAGCCAUAGGCCAAAGACUGGUUUCAUCAGAGUGGUGAUGUAUGAAGGGAAGAAAAUCAUGGCUGACUCAGGACCCAUCUAUGACAAGACCUAUGCUGGUGGUAGGCUAGGCCUGUUUGUCUUCUCUCAAGAAAUGGUAUUCUUCUCUGACCUGAAAUACGAAUGUCGAGAUUCCUAAUCAUCAGCUAUUGAUCAUAACCAAUGCUGGUAUUGCACCUUCUGGAACCAAGGGCUAGAGAAAACCCCCAGGAUCACUUCUCUUCACCUUCCUUUUUUCUUUGCUUGCAUCGUGUGGACGCCUAGAGCAUGUGACCUGCCUCAAGAAAAUGCAAUUUUCAAACACAGACUCAGCACUCAGCAUCUAAUGAAUGAGAAAGCAUCUUCCAAGAAUAUAAGCAAUUUGAUUUGCUUCUGAACAAGCAGAAGGAGCUCUUGCUUUCCUUUGGAAAGGUGCCCACUCCACUCUACCUUUUUGUGAGGCCAUCUCUGAGCAGCAGACUCAGAAGCAUUUUUCAGGCAUGUCAGAGAAGGGAGGACUCUAGAAUUAGCAACCAAACUACCCCUGGAGUAGGUCCUCAGGAGUGGGAGGCAGGGGACAAAGCAGGAGGGACGACGCUUACCCAAGAGAUGUUCGUAUGAAGAAAUAUAGAGGAACGGUUACUUGCUCAGUACUCAGUCGAUGCUGACCAGUGUUAGUUGAUUAACCCACCACCAAGACAGGCACUUGAGUAAGCAGGGAAGGGAGAGAAAGCCUGGCUUCCAGGCUGCCUCCUUGUCCCUGCCCCUCACAUGUCACUUGCAGUGGCCAUAACAGGGCUCAGACAUGUAAGGCAGUGCUGCCUGCCCUUGGAUGGCCACGUUGGAAUUGUCUAUUCCACAUGUACCUUGUGCAGAUGUAACAGGAAAGUAGGAAAACCUACCAUCUCAGUGAGCUCUGGCUGCCUCCACAGAAUGGCAGCUGUGCUUUUAUUUUUAUGGUUAGAAAGGCACAAAAUUACUAUCAACCUAACUAAAACAUUCCUUUCUUCUGCAAUUACCACGGAGUCUUCCAAUUCUCUUCUGUUUUUCAUUUGACAAAUGUUUUACCAAUAUAACAUAUUUAUUUUUUUAUCUAUUUUGGAGGAUGUGUCUGAAGGAUUAUUCAUGGAACAGAAAGAAGUGUAGGACUAUCAGUAUAUCUUUGUUAUGAGUCUUCAUGACUGUAAGAUUGUAAAUACAGAUUAUUUAUUAA